AUGAUGUGCGAGAUACAGGAUAGGCGGAAGGAAGGCCAGGCGGAGGGGGAGCAGGGGGGCGCGGCGGGGCCGGCACAGGCGGUGGGGGAGAGGUCGGGGGGCGCAGACGACGUUGUAGCUGCUGCACAGCAGCCAGACCAGGCCGCUGCUGCAAGCGCAGACUCUGCUGACCCUAGAGCGCAGCCCGAGCAUGCAGGGGACGCAGCUGCCGCCGCUGCAGGUGCGCCGGGAUUAGCCCAGGCUGGUCCAGGCAGGGAGGCAAGCCAAGAUAUGGGGCAGGGGGAGGGGGAGGGCGAGGAUGCGGUUGGUGCACUGGGGACCUCCCCAGUAGCUACCCGCCCCUUGGAAAACGGCGAAGGGGGAAGAUUUCCGACAGAGGCGCUGCUGGGAAACGGGGAGCGAGAGGGGCGGAGUGGGGAGGGAGCGGAGGAUGACGAGGGGUUGGGGAUGCGAGGAGUAGACGCUGGGGGGGGCAUUGUGAAGGAUUUUCACGUUGUGGGGCCGGAUAUUCUUAACUCCGCGUGGCGGAAACGGAAACGGCUGGAAGAGCUGGGGGAUGUUGGCGCAGCGGAGAAGAGGAGAGAUGGGGCGGGAGAUGGGGGGGCGGGGCUUGAGGCGGGCGGGGAGGAAGCGGGGGAGAGUGGGGACGGGCGUGAGGGCCUGGCGGCGAGUGUUAUAGAAGCUGUUUUGAACGGUGGUAGGAGAGUGGGGGUUGGAGGGAAGGAUGGGGAAGAUGGGGAGGGGGUUGUUGAGGAUGGUGGUGCAGCGGUGGGCGAGGAAAAGAAGAGUGGAGGAGGAGGAGGAGUGGGAGAGAGAGAGGUUGCAAUGGUGGGGGAAGGGCAUAAGAAGGCGGAGGCUUUGCCAGAAGUUGGUGUGAAGGCGGAUGGGGAAUUGGGCGAGCAGAAGGAGGAGGGAAAGUGUGAAGGCGCGGUGAAGGAGGAGGGUGGAGAAGGGAUUGUGGGCGUCAAGGAGGUGGCAUUUGCUGCUGAAAGUGCGAGUAAGAGAGUUCCGGUGGGAGUGGAGGAGAAGGCAGGUCGGGCUGUGGCGGAAAGCAGCCAGACGGAGAUUGCUGCAGGGACGAUGGAAAGGCUAUCUGUGGCAGUGGCGACGGUCCAAGUGGACGUGUCUACAGACGGAAGCAGAGGAGAUGCGCGUACUGGUGGGGAGCUGGUACAGGUUGUGGUUCAGGAGACUGUAGAGAGUCACGUGGCGGUUGAAUUGAAGGCGGUGGAGGGGGGAAAAGCGGAGGAGAUGAGUGGGAGGGAUGCGGGUGAGAAGGAGGAGGCGAGGGGCAGGGAUGGGAGGGCGAGGCUGGAGCAGCGGCCUGCGAUUGAGAUACUGGGAGCGGUGAGAGUGCAGGGCGCGGGCGGGUGGGUGAAAGCCCCUGCAGCUGCCUCCGCUGCUGGUGCUGCUGUGGCGCCGGUUGCUGCUGCUGCUGGUGUUGCUAGCGCUGGUGCUGGCGGUGCUGCUGGUGCUGGUGCUGAUGGUGCUGCGUUUUCCCGUGAGUCUGGUCAAGGGGAGGAGAGGCAGACGCGGUUGAGUGUAGGGAAGGCAAAAGAGCUGGAGAGGGAAGGGAGGGGAGAGGGAGGGAAGAGUGGCGUGCAGGCAUUGUUGCAGGGGGGGCAGAAGGGAGGGGCGGGAGAGAGGAGAGCACUGAAAGGGCUUGAGGUGCUGCAGAAGGCACAAGGCUCGCAGGCCAGAGAGGGGGAGAGGAGUUUUGAGGCGCCUCUAAACCAGGCCAGAGAGGCGGAGAGGGCGGUGGGUGGUUCUGGGCGAGAGGUUGGGAGGGAGAGGGAGGGCAAGGGAGAAGAGAAAGGCAGUGGGGUGGAGAAGGAGAGUGAGGAGAAAGUGGGGGUGGAGGGGGCGAGGGAGAAAGGUUUGAGGGGACAAGGGGAGAAGGAACAAGGGGUGAGGGAGCAUGGGGUGAGGGAACAAGGGGGAAGAGAACAAGGGGUGAGGGAACAAGGGGCGAGGGAACAAGGGUCGAGAGAAGGCAGGAGAGGGGUGGACAAGUUGAGGGAAGGCGAAAAGAGACCUCUGCCAAGGGAGAAAGAGCUGAAAGACGCGAGAAUGGAACGGGGGAGGAAGGAUCUGGAGAAAGAGGGGGUGGUGAUGAGGCGACCGGGGCAGGGGCAAGGCAGGGGCAAGGCAGAAGCGAGGGGGGACGUGGGAGGGCGGCAGGUGGGUGGUCCUGGAGGGCAAGCAGGGAAGAGUCCCGUGGGUGAAUCGCUCGUGGGCAUGAAGAGGAAGGCACGGUGGGAUGGUGCUGGGACAGAGGUUGCUGAGGAGGGCAGAAAGCACGGUGGGAAAGGGCUGAUUAAGGGGACUGGUGGGACGGUGGCAGCAGGAGCAGCAGGAGGAGGAGGAGGGGGAGGAACAGCCGGAGCAGGGGACGGUUCCAGGGCAGCAGGAGGUGGUGCGAGUGGUGGUGCAGCAGGCGCAGGUGCAGGUGCCCAACGGCCCAGUCCCAGGGCGUGGAGAGGGCGAGACUCAGAGGAGAUCUGGAAGGAGCUUGGGCAGAUGAACUUGCUGGGCGAGGGGGAUGGGGAAGAGGGAGCAGGCAGAGCGGUGCAAGUGGGGAUGAGUGUGGUGGCAGGAGGGGAAUCUGGGGGCGAGUAUGUUAAGGUUGAGUUAAGUGUGUGUGAGGGGGCGGUGCUUGGUGCAGGGGCCGUGAGGCGGGAGUUUGUGGGGGAUUUGAGGGUGUAUAAGAGGAGAAAGGUGAGUGGGAAGGGUUACAGUGCGGUGCAAGAGCAGCAAGGGGGGCAGGUGGUGGGAAGAGCGUUUCCGUAUUGGACUCGGCGUUAUCAGCAGAUGCUGCUAGAGAGAGGCACGCUGCAACUUCUGCCGGCUAGUCAGAAAGCCCUGCGCAGGGAGCAGGAAGAGCAGCAGCAGGAGCAGCAGAGGAGGAACCAGAGGCGCGUGCAGAAGCAGCAGCAGCAGGUGAGGGAGCAGGUGGAGAGGAAGGGGAGAGUGGCAGCACAGCAACAGGCAGCGGGAGCUGCUACUGCUGCUGCUACUGCUGCUGCUGCUGCUGCUGCUGCGGCUGGCCCGUCAUCCUCUCUCACGGAUCUUCUGCAGCAGCUACAACACACGUUAGAAGCUGAGAGGGGCCAGAUGGACGAGCAGACGCGAGAAGCCGCCAUGCGUGCUGCUGCUGCUGCCGCUGCGGCCGCUGCCGCUGCGGCCGCUGCCGCUGCCGGCGCUGGUGGCGGCGGGAUUGCAUCUGCUGCUGCGUCGGCUCUAGCUGGCUCCUCUGGUUCGGGUACUGCAGGGGGGUCGAUGAAUCUUGUGUCUCCCAGGGGGAUGAAAGCGACAGCAGGGGGGAAAGGUGCAUGGGGAAAGGCGCCUGGGGAGAUGGGUGGGAGUGGGGAGCAAGGAGCAGGGGUGAAUGGGCCUGGGAAGAAACGAGGAAAGGAUGGGGCAGAGGGGAGGGGUGAUGUGGUGGUGAGGUCUAGGUUGCUGCGAGGGGGGUCGGACGGUGGGGGUGGGGAGGCGGAUGAAGGGGAGAGUGUGAGAGGGAAGGGGGUGAGUGGAGGGAAGAAAGGGGUGGGACAGGAGGGACGGGUGCAAGGGCUUGGUGGGUUCAAGAGUAGCAGUUUGCGGAGGGGGGUGGGAGACGAGGGGGAUGGGGGAGAAGCGGGUAAGGGAGUGAGAAAGAAGAUGGUUGGGAAGGGUUAUGAUGGUUUGAAGGAUGGGAGGGAGACAGGGAGUGGGGCAGGUGAGGGGGAAGGGGGAAUCAGCACCCGGACUAGAAGAAAGGGGCACGUGGGUGGUGAUAGGGGCAGACAACUGGCUGUGGAGGGACGUGGGAAAGAGCAGGGUGAGGACGAGAGCAAGGAGGGAGAGGGAGAGGAUGAUGAGAAGGAAGGGGAAGACGAGGACGGGGAGGAGGAGGAUGAGGAUGAGGAGGAUGAAGAGGAGGAGGAGGAGGAGGAGGAGGGGGAUGCGUCGUCUGAAGACUCAGCUGGGUCGGAGGUUCUGGAGGUGGGGGAGGAGGAUCAGCAAGUGGAGGUAGUGGGGGGCAGGAGCAAGGUGGAGAGGCGAGGAGUGGCCCCUGGUGGUGUGAGAGACGGGGUGAGGGAGCGGGCAGGGCAGAGGGUGCAUGGGCAGGGGGGCAGAGGGCCAGGGCCAUUGCACGCGGCAGGGAGGAGAGGAGUGGGGCCGUCAACAGCAGCAGAGGCCCAGGGUCGGUUGUUGGAGUGCAACGGGCUUAGGGAAGGAGACAGGCCGAAGCUGCAGGCGCCUUACGAGGGACCCGUCCCCGCUCGGCCUUUCAGAGCAAGCUUCCCUAAGCCAACCGGCCCUACUGCUACCACUACUGCUCCUAAACCCUCCGCUGCUUCUGCCCCUACCUCUGGGCUUGGUUCAGCGCCUGUGCCUGGUACUGCUGCUGCGCUGCUCGCCUCCUCCCAGCCAAGCAUGCGAGAUCUUCUCAAAACCGCCGCCAAUGCAAAGAAGGCGCUUCUGACCUCCGCCUCUGCCCCCUCUCUACUGCCGCCUCCCAUCUUCCCUCCACCCAUCUUUCCCCCUGGCGUUCCCCCCCCUCCGCCUGGUUUCGCCCCCCCACCAACCUCGUUCGCGGCGCCGCCGCUCCCUUUCCCGGCGUCUCCUUCCACUGUGUCUCCUACCGCCGCCGCCGCUGCAGGUGCCUCUGCAUCUCUUUUCCCUGCCAUGCCUGCUGAUGGCCCUGAUAAUGCAACGGGGGAGCCUGCUGGGGGUUUCCCCCCUGGGUUCAGUAUGGGCGUGGGUUCCCCCAGGCGAGUGGGCGAUGCAGGACCGGCAGGGGACGGUUUGGGUGGGAGCGGUGGUGCUGCAGGGGUUGCUGGGGAUGAGAAAGAGGGAGACGAGGCAGGAGGUGCGGGUGGGGAGGUGAGGGCAGUGGAAGGGCGAGGGGGUGCGGGUGCUGGGAUGGGCGAGGGGCAGGAGGGUGGGAGUGGGCAGGGGGAUGGGGAGGAUGGAGCGGAGGGGUGGAAGGGCAGGGGGAGUGCUGCAGGUGCAGGGGCCGUCGGUGAUGCAAGGGAUGGUGUGGCAUGGGCGGGAGGGGCAGAAGAUACGGAUGGGAAAGGGGAAGAGCCGGGGAGCAGUGGAAGAAGAGGAGGGGCGGGAGGGGGAGGAGGAGGGGGUGCGGGAGGGAGUGGUGUGGGUGGUGGUAGUGCGGGUGUGGGUGCGGGGAGUGAGCUUGAGUCCGCAGUGAUGAGGGAUACGUUUGGGGGGAUGCUAGAAACGCUGUCUCGCACCAAGGAGAGCAUUGGUCGCAUGACUCGGCACGCUUUGGCAUGCGCCUGCCUUGGGAUUGCAGACCAGGUGAUGGAGAUGGUGGUGUCACGGCUGGAGAACGAGAUGAGCAUGCACCGCAAGGUCGACCUCUUCUUUCUCGUCGACUCCAUCACCCAGAGCUCGCACCUCAAAGGUGGGCCACCAGCAGUGUAUCCGGAAUUGGUGAAGGACGCCUUGCUACGCAUUGUCACAGCUGCUGCCCCUGCCGGCCCUGCUGCUCACGAGAACCGCCGCCAAUGCAUCAAGGUCCUGCGUCUGUGGAAGCACAGGCAGGUGCUGGCAGAAGAGGUGCUAGCACACUACAUAGACCAGAUUGAGGCGCGCAACCGCGACCACCAGCUUUCAAGCCUGCCUGUCCCGCCCUCCUCCCACCUGCAAGCCCAAGCUGCAACAAGAGGCGGAGCAGGGGAGAGGGAGCAGGAGGAGCAGGAGGCGCGCCCCCCGGGGAAUUAUGACCCGCAGCUGCAGCAGCACGGGCAGGAACAAGGGCAGGGGCAGGAGGGUGGGAGGAAUCGAGGGGUGGAGUUCAAAGUUCCCGCGUACGGGCAGGGGGGGGAGCAGCGAGGCGAAGGAGGGGCGCAUGGGCAGGAGCAAGGGGCAGGGGCGCAGCAGUCGCACCACCACGGGAAUUUCGCCCAUCCACACAAGAGUUAUCACAAGGGGGAGGGGGGGGCAGGGGGAGGGGGACAGGGAGUGGGAGCACACAUGCUGGUGCCGAUGAUAAACUCGGAUCGGCAGCUGAGGCGACCGUCGCGGUCUGAGAGAGCGCUGGAUGAUCCGUUGAGGGAGAUGGAUGGGCUUGUCAUGAACGAAUAUGGCAGCAACGCCACAUUCGCCCUGGCUCGCCUUCUCACCGCAAAACUCGGGGACGCCGAGGCUCAAGCAGCCGCGCCUAGUGCUGCCGCGGUGGCAGCAGCAGCGGUUGCAGCAGCGUCGACCACAGGUGCAGCUGCAAGCACUUCAGGGUCGGAUCCGCUCCGCUCUGACUUCCCUCUCCCUCGCUCCCGCUCCGCCCAUUACGAUAUGCAAAGGAGCCCUCUCGGCUUGCAAGGCGCUGCCGCUCCCUCCGCUUUCACUGCUGCUUCUGCUGCUGCUGCUGCUGCAUCUGGGCCUGGGAUAUUCCCCUUGCAAGUGUCCGCCUCUGCUGUGCAACUGUACUCGUCAGAAGCUGCUUUGCUACAGAGUAAGGAGGUUGCUGGAGGAGCCGGGGCGGGGCUGGGACAGGCGGGGGGCUGUGAAGGAGCGGAGAGGGCACAGGGUGAAGUGGGCAAGGGAGGUGAAUCAGAAUCGCUGCUUUCUGCUACUGCUGCUGCUGCUGGUGCUGGCAUCAUCCCCCCCGGUUUCCUUACAAGGGCUGUCCCUGGGGAGCAACAGGGGUCCGCGUUUACUGGUGCAGCAGCAGCGGUGGCAGCAGCAGUCGCCUCUGCAGCCUCUGCUGCAGCCAGCGCGGUGGCUGCUGCUGCUGCUGCCGCCUCGGGAGUGCCGCGGCCUGGCGUUGUCCUGAUGGAUAGCGGUGCUGGGGGCAGUGGGGCACGGGGCAGCGGCCGUGUAUUCUCCCAGUAUCCACCUUCCCACGGUAAGUUCACAGGAGCUGGUGGUGUUGUGGAGGCGUCUGUUGCUGGCAAGUCAGAGCAGGGAUUUGCCCCGCUUCCCCUGGCGCCUCUGCCUUUCCCCCAUAUGAACCCGCCCCAGUUCCCGCCCCCCUUUGCCCAUGGCAUGCAGGGGGGUCCUUCCGCCCCCCAGCAGCAAUCCAGGGGAAAUGGAAACUGGUUCCCCUGCCACUUCCCCCCACCUGCGCACGUGCAGCAAGGGCCGAUGGGUGGAGGGGGAAGAGGCUUGGGCGAGGGAGCGGAAGGUGUACGUGGGUUGCAAGGGUUUGCGGCAGGGAUGGGCGUGGGGAUGGGGAUGGGCACAAGCCCACACCAGCAGCAGCAGCAGCAGGAUAUGCGGAUGGGGAAAUCUGGGCAGGAGGGCAAGGAGGCAGAGAGGCCUGUAGGAACAGGCAGAGGCGGGGAGGGGGAGCAGCAGUGGCAGGCACGGCACGCAGACAGCACCGACAGGACAAGGGACGGCGAGAGAGUUGAAGGAGCGAGGGGUCAAGGGAUAGGCAGGGCGGAGGCGAGGGAGGAAGUGCACGGAAGUGGGGAAAGAGGGAAAGGCGGUAUGGGGAUUUGUGGGAGGGAGAGUGGGGAAGGGAGGGGGUCUGUGAGGGUAGCAGCAGAUCCGGUGCAUGGCAGUGCCGCCGAAAGCACUGCCCAGAAAGCACUGCCGCCUCUCCUGGCCACCCCUGCUCUGAACCCCCUGCCUCCAUCGGCGACUGGGGCGGCUGCUUCUGCUGCUUCUGCUGCGACUGGCGGCGCUGCUGCUGGUGCAGCAGUGGCUUCACAGAGGCAAGCAGUGGCGCCUGUAGCUUCUGAGGAAUCGCCUGUGAUCACUCCGCUCACAGCAGUUUCCCAGAAGGAGCAACAGGAGCAGCAGGAGCAGCAGCAGCAGCAGGAGCGUGGGGAGGUGGCAGGGCGACUGGCAGGGCUGCAGGUGGGUGAGGGAGCCCCGCAUGCUCCGUGGGUGGAGCGACGAGCAUUGCGCGCACGAGAGGAGACGGGCGCAGCAGCAACAGCAACAACAGCAGCAGCAGCGGCGGCGGCACCAGGGGCAGCAGAGGAGGAGGGGCAGGAGAGGGGCGUGGGCAGUCAGGAUGGGUUGCACACUCCCAGGAGAGUGCGCUCGUUCACCCAGGCGCCAGGAGCACUUGCUGCAGCUGGGAAACCGUACAGCACCCAGGGCCCCCCUCCGUCCUUUACUACUCCGAUUUCUGCUGCCACAGCUGGAUCAGCAGCAGGGGCAGGAAUGUCUGCUGCAGCAGCGGUAGCAGGAGCAGCUAGCGUUCCUGCUGGGGCUGCUGCUGCUGCUGCGACUGGCGCUGCUCGCAUGGGUGAUGCGUUGGUUUCUAGAGCUGGGCCUGCUGCAACAGCAGCAGCAGCAGCUGUGGGGGAGAGCGGCAGAGGGAGUAGCAUGCAGAGGGGCGUGCAAGGGCAGAGCACGGAGAAGAGGGAGGAAAGCCUUAGCCAGGGGUCACAGGGACAGGCGGAGGACAGGGUGGGUGCGAGUGGGGAGGAGAUGCAGCGUGGAGGGUCUCCAACCCGCAAGUCUGGCCUCAUGGGCCCCCCUCCUGCUGCUCCCCCUGCUCCUGCCAGCGCUCCAACCACCCCUGCGGCAUCAAGAACCCCAACUGGAACAACCCCUGUAAACACACCGCUAUCCGCCGCUGCAGCAGCAGCAGCGGGUGGAGGUGCAGGGGUGAAGCGUUCUCCUGUCCAGCAAGGCUCGAGCCACAGCCAGGGUCAGCCGGUGUCGCCGCUCCCUCCUCCCGCCCGGCCCCCUCAAGCGUCUCCCAUGACCGCUCCUCCCCCACGCCGCACGUUCCGAAGCUCGUCCGGCUCUACUGGUGAUGCGCCUGGUCAUCACCGGUCCCUCUCCCCUUCCUUCCGCCCGUCUCUGUCUCGAUCCUCAUCCGGCCACUCCUCUCCUCCUUCUGGCAUGCCCCAUUCUCCUCCCCACUUGCGCCGGUCGCCCAGCCACCCGCACAUGCAUGCGCACUCGAACCAGCGGGCGGCACAUGGGCAUGCUCACGCGCACGCACACUCGUUCGGGCUGGGACCCGCAGCAGCAGGGCACGGGGCAGGCAUGGGUGGGGGGCCAGGAGAAGGGAGCAUGCACACUGAGUGGAGAGGGGGGGGACCGGAGAGAGGAGGAGCCCCCCACCGGCGGCCUCCCCAUCUGCACCGGGGACCAGACAACCCCAUCUCCUUCGCUGCUCCCCGCCACCACCCGCCGCCUCCCAUGCACCCCCACCACCUGCCCUCGCAACCACCGCACCAGCAACAGCAGCAGCAGCAGCAGCAGCAGCAGCAGCAGCAGCAGCAGCAGCAGCAGCAGCAGCAGCAGCAGCAGCAGCAGCAGCAGCAGCAGCAGCAGCAGCAGCAGCAGCAGCAGCAGCAGCAGCAGCAGCAGCAGCAGCAGCAGCAGCAGCAGCAGCAGCAGCAGCAGCAGCAGCAGCAGCAGCAGCAGCAGCAGCGAGGGCAGCCCCCUUGGAACCCGUACAUGGGCAUGGGUCCCCCACCCCCUCCCCAGCACCACCACCAGAUGCAGCCGCCCAUGCCGCCUUCCCCCCCGGACUCUCCAGGCCAUCAGUUCCGCUGUGCGCCUGGUGCUAUGGGCGGUGGUGGUGGGGGGGGUCCUGGUGGUCCUGGUGGUCCGGGUGCGGGUGCUGGUGCUCCCCCUGGCGGCAUGGGCCAACGCCCCUCCUUCCGCCGCCCUGUUAGCUUCCGGCACCUGCCACCGCCGCAGCAGCAGCAGCAGCCGCCGCCGCCGGCGCAGCAACAGCAGCAGCAGCCGCCGCCUCAUUUCAACAGGUGGAGAACACACGGUCCCCCUUAG
Messenger RNA from Closterium sp. Naga37s-1, 9714 nucleotides. Lineage: Eukaryota; Viridiplantae; Streptophyta; Zygnematophyceae; Desmidiales; Closteriaceae. The record is from the annotation of a GenBank genome assembly.